ACAAGUUCGUGUUCCCCGGCGGCGGGACCAUGUUUCCGAACGGUGCCGAUGCGUACAUCGACGAGAUCGGCCGCCUGAUCCCGCUCCGCGACGGGUCGAUACGGACCGCCAUCGAUACCGGCUGCGGGAGCUGCAGGUUGCGAGCUGGGGCGCGAGCCUGCUGUCGCGAGGGAUCCUGACGAUGUCGCUGGCGCCGAGGGACACGCACGAGGCGCAGGUGCAGUUCGCGCUGGAGCGCGGCGUGCCGGCCAUGAUCGGCGUGCUCGCCUCCAACCGCCUGCCCUUCCCGGCCAGAGCUUUUGACAUGGCACACUGCUCGCGCUGCCUCAUCCCCUGGCAUCUCUACGACGGAUUAUACCUGAUCGAGAUCGACCGCAUUCUGCGGCCCGGGGGGUACUGGAUCCUCUCGGGCCCGCCGAUCAUGNGGGAGAGAACGCAAGACGAUUUGAAUUCCGAACAAUCCGCAAUCGAGAACAUAACCAGGAGCCUCUGCUGGAAAAAGAUCAAAGAAAGCGGCGACAUCGCAGUUUGGCGGAAGCCCACCAACCACAUCCACUGCAAGAUCACCCGCAGGAUCUUCAGAUCCCCCCGGUUUUGCCCCGCGGACUCGAGCCCCGACGCCGCUUGGUACGCGAAAAUGGAGCCCUGCAUAACGCCGCUGCCUCAGGCGCACAACAUCAAACAGGUGGCGGGCGGGGAGCUCGCGCGGUGGCCCGAGCGCGCCGCGGCGGCGCCGCCGCGGAUCGUGAGAGGGAGCGUCGCGGGAGUGUCGGCCGAGGCGUUCGCGGAGGACGCGGCGGCGUGGAGGAGGAGGGUCGGGUUCUACAAAGCGGCCGCGGCGGAGCAGCUGCGGCGGCGCCGCAACGUGCUCGACAUGAACGCGCGUUUGGGCGGCUUCGCCGCCGCGCUCGUGGGCGAGCCCGUGUGGGUCAUGAACGUGGUGCCCACCGCGGCCCCCGUGGACACGCUUGGUGUGAUCUACGAGCGCGGGCUCAUCGGCACGUACCACGAUUGGUGCGAGGCAAUGUCUACAUAUCCGAGAACUUAUGAUCUUCUUCAUGCUGAUUCAGUGUUCAGCCUCUACAAAGACAGAUGUGAAAUGGAAGACAUUCUCUUGGAGAUGGAUAGAAUCCUGAGGCCGGAGGGGGCAGUGAUCUUCCGCGACGACGUCGAUAUUCUGGUGAAGGUCAAAAAUGUUGCGGACAGAAUGCGGUGGGAGAGCCGGAUCGCCGACCACGAAGACGGCCCGCUGGUCAGGGAGAAGCUGCUCUUGGCUGUGAAGACAUAUUGGACAGCCCAGGACCAGAACCAAGAUCAGUAGUAACAUGGAGUUCGUUUUUGUUAACUUGAUGGGUUUGUUUUGUUCUUCUUUUGGUUACUAUAGCUCAUUAAAUUUUGACUUUUGUUGGUGUAGCACAUGUGACAUGUGGAGGAAGGGGUAGUGAAGUUUACAUGAAUUACUUGAAUGAACAUGAGGCACUUAUUUUUCAUGA
This is a messenger RNA of Ananas comosus (pineapple), 1493 nucleotides long. Its product is annotated as probable methyltransferase PMT15. The record is from RefSeq and is a predicted model, not a curated record. Gene Ontology annotation, molecular function: methyltransferase activity. Gene Ontology annotation, cellular component: trans-Golgi network; cytoplasm; endosome. NCBI's taxonomy places the organism in Eukaryota, Viridiplantae, Streptophyta, Magnoliopsida, Poales, Bromeliaceae.